This is a messenger RNA of Corylus avellana, 1564 nucleotides long. RefSeq names its product lipase. Gene Ontology annotation, biological process: lipid metabolic process. The record is from RefSeq and is a predicted model, not a curated record. NCBI's taxonomy places the organism in Eukaryota, Viridiplantae, Streptophyta, Magnoliopsida, Fagales, Betulaceae.
GCCACCGAAAUUCCAAGCCCAUGCCCAUUAAAAACAAGAACAAAUGUAAAUAGCCAAAGAAUAUUCGGGGCAAUUUCGGCAACCAGCGUAAGAUACCAGAACGACUCUCUCGCUCUCCGAUCAAACUUUCUCUCCAACUCUUCAAUCAGGCAGUACUCAUUGUACGCCGAAUUGGACCGUUGGUUGCAAUCUGACCAGCUGUACGGAAGCACUCCGAUCGUCGCCGGAGCUCCGAAUCAACAGUGCAAGCGGGGUCCUCUUAGAAUAAUGGGAAAAAGUAGGUGGUUCAUAUUGGCAAUCUAUACAUGUCUACUUGCGUUUUCUAGUGGGAGAGAACUUCAAAUUUUAGAAAAGGUGGAUCAUGGGUCCAUUUACAAUCAUACCAUGGCCACCAUAUUGGUGGAGUAUGCUUCUGCGGUGUAUGUGUCAGAUUUGACAGAGUUGUUUACUUGGACGUGUCGAAGAUGUGAUGGUUUGACUAAGGGAUUUGAAGUUAUAGAGUUGGUUGUUGACAUCCAGCACUGCUUACAGGGCUUUGUUGGAGUGGCAAAAGAUCUUAAUGCUAUUGUGAUUGCAUUUAGAGGAACUCAGGAACACAGCAUAAUGAAUUGGAUUGAAGACUUAUACUGGAAACAGCUCGACUUAAAUUACCCUGGCAUGGAUGAUGCAAUGGUGCACCAUGGAUUUUAUUAUGCUUACCACAACACAACUAUACGCCCUGCAGUUUUAAAUGCUGUUAGAAGGGCAAAGAAGUUCUAUGGGGACAUUCCCAUCAUGGUAACAGGGCAUUCAAUGGGAGGGGCGAUGGCCUCCUUUUGUGGACUUGAUCUAAAGGUUAAUCAUGAAGCACAGGAUGUUCGAGUUAUGACAUUUGGACAACCUCGUAUUGGCAAUGCAGUAUUUGCAACUUACUAUAGCAAACUUGUGCCAAAUACAGUUAGAGUCACAAAUGAGCAUGAUAUUGUGCCUCAUUUGCCUCCAUAUUAUACUCAUUUCCCUCAAAAGACGUACCACCACUUCCCAAGAGAGGUGUGGCUUUACAACAUUGGAUUAGGGAGUCUUGUUUAUAAAAUUGAGAAGAUCUGCGACGGUACCGGGGAAGACCCAACCUGUAGCAGGUCAGUGACCGGGAACAGCAUUUCAGACCAUUUAGUGUAUUAUGGUGUUGAAUUAAUGUGUAGAACACCAGGAACAUGCAGAAUUGUGAUGGAUUCCCAAGUGACGGAGUAUGGCAAAGUCGAUCUUGUAGGAAACUUUAUCUUAUCCAGGGAUCCUGCAACUCCAGUUAUCAAAUUGAAUAGAGAGUCAGAUAUUGGGGAGAGACAAGUUCAGAAUUGAUUUGGUCAUCCUACACGAUACUUGUGAGAGCUCAGUUGUGGAUUAACACCUUAUAGAAUGUGUCUUCGCUUGUUUGUUUAGAACCCUUUUGGAAAGGUACUGCAGCUGAAUAUUGUUGAAAAAUGAUGGGGUUGGAAUGGAAAUUAUGUAUAUAUGAAUUGUGUACAUCUUCUUCCCCAUUAAUAUGAUCACCAUUGUUAAUAUGAUCACCAUUGUUUUCAUUAUA